Molecule: messenger RNA, 465 nt
Organism: Batrachochytrium dendrobatidis JAM81
Lineage: Eukaryota; Fungi; Chytridiomycota; Chytridiomycetes; Rhizophydiales
Exons: 1
Coding region: 1-465 (154 amino acids)
Source: RefSeq, a predicted model, not a curated record
AUGAUCAAUCCACUCUUUCAAGCCAAACCAAGACUGUUGAAUGCACUCGGUUUGGUUCAGUACAGAUUACCCCAUGCACCGACCCAUUGCAUAUUCACUACAUCUACAAUACUUCCAACCAACCAUUUUUACCGACCACUCAUCACUCCAUCGCAGACUGCCCUUUCCCAGUCAAAAAACAUUCUUUUGGCUCUCUACACUCUUCGCCAACCCAUUAUCGAGAUUACUUUAUGGCUAACGGUCAUCUCUAUGGCAUGGGGACUCCGACAAACCAAAAAGGAUAUGAUUAAUACGACGGAAAAGUUUGAUGCCUGUAAAAAGUCGCUUGUUCAAGAGAAUCAUGAACUUCGAAAUAGAAUUGAAUUGAUUACUAGCGGCGACAAAACUUCACUUGGUGGAUCAUCUAAUCAGUUUACCGAGUUGGAUGAUGAAGGCUUGAGCAAACCUAAAUUUGGGUUGUAUUAG